AUGGAGUACGCAGAAAUGCCCAACAUCGCUACAUCGCUCCCCCAUUUCCGUGAAUCCUUUCCUUCACCCUCUUUCAACGUUCCCUCAGAAUACACACCAUCCAACACAUUUAUCGCACCUCUCUCGGCAUCAUCCCUUCAGGCCUACAACAACAUGAAUGCCUCAAUGAUGUCAACAAAGAGGAAAGUUCACGACUUUGACGUCCCCCUUCAGGACGAGUUCGAGACCAUCCACGACUCCAAACGUCUGAUGCUUGACAAUCCCAGGGUCGGUCUCCCGAUCUCAGGCACACGUCAACGUCAGGAAUCCGGCUGCUCCGUAUCCUCCACCUCGUCCUGGUCGUCCUCCGCUUCCUUUUCGACUGUCUGUUCUUCAGCGACCGUGCCUGAUCUGUUACCCUCGCCUCCAAGCCGAUCUGUGGCCUCGUCUCGCUCCCCUUCGCCCUCGGAAUCUGCGACAGAUGGGGAUGAGUACAACCCAUUGUGGCAUAUAUGCGAGGCUAUUGCACUGGCAGAGAAGCAGAAUGGCCCUCUGGCACAGGUCAAGAAGACCGCUGCUGCUGCUAAUGCUAAAUCGGGAUCAUAUUCUACGAUCACCCCCUUUACUCCCAGGACUAAGCGAGAGCGUGAUGAUAGCAUGUGUGGUCUCAAGAUCGUGUUCCUUGAACCCAACUGGCUGGCUGAGCACAUGGCCAAGUCGAAAAGGUUCGCUGCCCUCAAGAAGCAACAACAGCAACAGCAACAGCAGCAGCAACAAUACCAACAUCAAUAUCAACACCAAUAUCAACAACCCCGUUAUUGA
Gamsiella multidivaricata is the source of this 801-nucleotide messenger RNA. RefSeq lists its product as uncharacterized. The record is from RefSeq and is a predicted model, not a curated record. Lineage: Eukaryota; Fungi; Mortierellomycota; Mortierellomycetes; Mortierellales; Mortierellaceae. Bases 1 to 801 code for a protein of 266 amino acids. The transcript has a single exon.